AUGGCUUCGCGAGAGUCGCGGGAGUCGCAGCACUCGCUGCUAUCCGAGGAUUCGAUCGACGCUCGACCCCAACGGUCUUGGAAUCCACUCAACAAUCGCCUAACCGACUCGGACUAUCACUACUAUGCCCCCUCGGACAGUACCAGCACCUGGUCCGAAGAAGUUCUGCGCGAUGUUGGUCUGGGCAUCUCGAACUCAUCAGGCGACACCUAUCCAGCAGAACUUCCGGCAGACAACCGCCGUUCAACCGAUAGUACCGCGACUACGACUCCAAAUACCUACAAGAUUCCCCAAUCUCCCGAGUCUCCGCAGACUCCACAGGCCCACGCCCACGUGCGGUGCCCCAAUCGAGCAACGGUUCUCCAGAAACGGCUCUCAUGGGUCCCGUUGACAGUCUUGGUUCUCGCUAUCUAUGCAACCAUCUUUUCGGGUAUCUAUCUCGGUAUUGCGCUGCGCAAGCCACGAUGGCCCGGUGUCUCCAGCGAUGGUCCGUUGGUUCCGUCUACAGCAACCUUGCUGAGCGCAUUCUUUGCGAAGACGAUCGAGUUGGCAUAUGUUACGAUUUGCGUCGCGUUUCUGGGACAGGUGCUUAGUCGGAGGGCCUUGAUGAGGAAUUCUCAAGGAAUCAGUAUCUCGGAUAUGAAUAUGAGGGCCUGGAUUAUGCAACCUGGAUCCAUGAUUGUGCAUUGGGAGGCGUUGCGAUACUCGGCGCUCACUUUCCUCGGGUCGGUUGCGUUGGUUUCGACGUUCGUGGCGAUGCUAUACACCACCGCGGCGCAAGCUUUAGUUGCUCCCAAGCUCUCUCUUGGUCCCAUUGAACCAAGGAUACUCCAGGGCAAGGUAACCGCCAGCUUCGCAAACCCCCAAUACAUCGCAUCAGCCUGCGAGACACCCGUCACCAACGACUUGGACCCCUACAAUCGCAAUAACACCUGCCUCCAAAUUGAACACGUCGGCCACGCAUAUCACAACUACCAGCAAUGGAUAACCCAAUGGAGCCAGCUAGUAACCAGCAAGAAUGAAACCUCAAGCCAACUCCAAAAGCGCCCACCGCCAACAGGCUCACUCUGGGACAACACCACAGUAACAGGCAGCUGGAUCAACAUCCAAGACAUGUCCACACUCUCCAAGAAACACGACCGAAUGAUCAACAACAUAACAAUGGCAAUGCCGCACGGCGGCAUCCCCUUCGCAGCAAUGAACUCCAAAAACAAACUCAAACAACCCACAGACAACUCCGGCGAAGGAAAAUACAACAUCGAAGCCUCCGUCCCCUCACCAGCCGUCAACGUCCUCUGCACAGGAAUGACAAAAGAGGAUCUCAGCCCCCUAGUCUAUGCCUCCUGGCCCGGCGGCAACAAAUUCAACUCGACAACCUGGAAUUUCUCACCCCCAAAAGACAUCCCCCACCCUGCAGACUGGGAAAACAACACAGUCGUCGACUCACUUUUCGAAUUCGGACCAAAAUAUGGCCAAAUCCGACCCAUUUUCGGAAAAUACCCACUCCCAUACAACACAAUCCUCAACACAACAGGUGUCUGGCCCGCAAACGCCAUCUACCUCCUCGGCGCAACCAACAACACCGAUAUGCCAGAGUACGUGAUGUGCUCUUUGCGCGGGAAACAAACAGGCAUGUGCUCGACCAAGUACUCCGCUGACAGGAGCGGCGCAUACCUCAGCACGGACUGCGAGAACGCCUCAAAUGAUCUACAAUACAACCGACGACAAGAGGACGCCUCCGAGGGCCUGUGGGACGCGAACUGGAAGAAUAUCGCGUCGGAGUGGGCGAAUUCGCUCAGCUUAAAUGGCGGUAUUUCAGAUGGCGCGGCGAGCAAUGCCAGACUGCUUAUGCAAAUGAUGCCGCGGUAUGACAAGACCGAGGAAACCUUCGAGCUGGACCCGGUUCUACCGUCUAUCGCCGAGGCGUUGGCGGUAAUGGCUGGGAGUACUCUUAUCCUCAGUUCGCAGGAUGCGCCGUUCGUUCCGUUUUGGAACUACAGUACUGGGAGUGUUCUUUCCGAGCCUGUUUAUCAGAUUUUCAAUGCUUCUAUCCAGGCUGUGGGAUAUGCAUCCGGUGGGACGGAGGAGUGGCAGGGGGUUUUCUACGUGAUUCUUGUUUUCGCGUUCCUGACCAGCGCUAUCUGUCUCGGGUUUAUGAUUGUCGAGGCGCGAGGUCGACAAGUGACUGAUUUCACGGAGCCGCAGAAUUUGUUCGCGCUUGCUGUGAAUAGUCCGCAGACGACGCAGUUGGAGGGUGCUUGUGGGUGUGGACCUCAGGGGACGCAGUUGAAGGAGAGGUGGUUUAUCGGGAUGGAGGAGGAUGAUGAGCAUUAUUACAUUCGGAGUAAGACGGAGGAGAAGAUUCCGCUUCUUCGGAAGACGGUGGAUUCGACGCAUCUGGAGCCGAUGGAGAUUGAGGAUGGGGGUGGGAGGUUGCUCAGUCCUAUGGUUGAUGAGUUUAGGAAGGUCUCGAAGAGGCAUUCGUUUUUGGCGAAGCUCUAUUGA
Penicillium samsonianum is the source of this 2505-nucleotide messenger RNA. RefSeq lists its product as uncharacterized. The record is from RefSeq and is a predicted model, not a curated record. The transcript has 2 exons. NCBI's taxonomy places the organism in Eukaryota, Fungi, Ascomycota, Eurotiomycetes, Eurotiales, Aspergillaceae. The coding region runs from base 1 to 2505 and encodes 834 amino acids.